AUGGUCGAAAAACAGAAUAAGACUUGGCGACCUUGUGGUGACUAUCGACGUCAUAAUGUGCAAAGAAUACCUGAUCGGUACCCAACACGUCACGUGCAAGAUUUCACACAGACAUUAAGCGAUAUAAUGCCGUGUGCUUCUAGUUUGUCUGAUUACGAACAGGGAAUCAUCAUGGGAAUGCAUGAAAACGGCUAUAAGAUCGCUGAAAUAGCGACUAGACUCAAUCGGCAUAGGAACUGUGUUUCCAGGUUCCUGAAAAACUCGGCGGAAUACGGUACAGCUCCACGUAGUGGCCGCAAAACCAAAAUCGAUAACCGGUGCGAGCGCCGAAUUCGACGUCUAGCAGUGGGUGAUUCGAUGAGCAGCGGAGAAAUAAGGGCCCAUAUGGCACUUCAAAUCACAAGUAGUAGAAUUAUUCACAAAAAUCACUUCAUUAAACACAACGCAAUGAUGCCUAAACCAAAGCUUUUGGAGAGGCAUAUCAAGGUCCGUUUAGAAUUUGCAAAUAAAUACCAAUACAUGACCGAUGAGUGGCACAAUGUUGUCUUUAGUGAUAAAAAAAAUUUGAUUUAG
Teleopsis dalmanni is the source of this 573-nucleotide messenger RNA. RefSeq lists its product as uncharacterized. The record is from RefSeq and is a predicted model, not a curated record. Gene Ontology annotation, molecular function: DNA binding. The transcript is spliced from 2 exons. NCBI's taxonomy places the organism in Eukaryota, Metazoa, Arthropoda, Insecta, Diptera, Diopsidae. Bases 1 to 573 code for a protein of 190 amino acids.